AGCAAGGGCAAAAUGAGUGGGCUACUAGGCGGCAGGACCUGCUCAGCCCCAGAAGAAGCCUCCAACCUUAAGUACCCCCUAGGCACCAGGCUCAGGGAACCUCUCACCGAGGCUCGGUUCCAGCAGCUCUUUGGGGGCCCAGAGCAGGAGCUGGAGCUACCCGCAGAGCCCAGAUUGCCCCGUUUGUGCAGGCUGUGGAGGGGCCAGGCCAGCACUUGUUCCGGGUCGGGGGCAUGGCGCCUGCUGCUGGCACGGCUGCCCCCACUGCGCUGGCUACCUCUUUACCGCUGGCGGGCCUGGCUGCUCGGGGAUGCGGUGGCCGGAGUGACCGUGGGCGUCGUGCAUGUGCCCCAGGGCAUGGCUUUUGCACUCCUGACUUCUGUGCCCCCGGUGUUUGGACUCUACACUUCUUUCUUCCCAGUCCUCAUCUACAGCUUGCUGGGCACUGGGAGACACCUAUCCACUGGAACUUUCGCAGUACUCAGCCUCAUGACCGGCUCAGCUGUAGAGCGGUUGGUGCCCGAACCUGUCGCAGGAAACCUGAGCGGAAUUGAGAGGGAACAGUUGGAUGCUCAGCGGGUUGGGGUAGCAGCAGCUGUGGCCUUUGGCAGCGGGGUGCUGAUGCUGGGGAUGUUUGCGCUGCAGCUCGGCGUCCUGUCCACCUUUUUGUCCGAGCCUGUGGUCAAGGCGCUGACCAGCGGUGCAGCGCUUCACGUGCUCGUGUCCCAGCUGCCAAGCCUUUUGGGGUUGUCCCUCCCGCGCCAGAUAGGCUGCUUCUCUCUCUUCAAGACGCUGGCCGCCGUGCUCACGGCGCUGCCCCGGAGUAGUCCGGCCGAAUUGACCAUCUCGGCGCUCAGCCUGGCGCUGCUCGUGCCCGUCAAGGAAUUGAACGUGAGAUUCCGAGACAGGCUACCCACCCCGAUCCCCGGGGAAGUCGUCAUGGUGCUUCUGGCCUCCGUGCUGUGUUUCACCUCUUCCCUGGACACAAGAUACAAUGUCCAGGUAGUGGGGCUGUUGCCUGGAGGAUUUCCCCAACCCCUCCUCCCCAACAUGGCUGAGCUGCCCAGGAUUCUGGCUGACUCCCUGCCCAUCGCACUGGUGACUUUUGCUGUGUCCACCUCCCUAGCCUCCAUCUAUGCAGACAAGUAUAGCUACACUAUUGACCCCAACCAGGAGCUAUUGGCCCAUGGUGUCUCCAACCUUGUUUCAUCCCUCUUCUCUUGCUUUCCCAACUCAGCCACCCUGGCCACUACCAGCCUACUAGUGGAUGCUGGUGGGAAUACACAGCUGGCAGGCCUCUUCUCCAGCAUAGUGGUCUUGUCCGUGCUGCUGUGGCUGGGGCCCUUCUUCUAUUAUCUGCCCAAGGCUGUCCUGGCUUGCAUCAAUAUCUCCAGCAUGCGCCAGAUGUUCUUCCAGAUGCAGGAACUUCCACAGCUAUGGCAAAUGAGCCGCAUGGACUUUGCUGUAUGGAUGGUCACGUGGGUAGCUGUAGUGACUCUGAAUGUGGACUUGGGCCUGGCUGUAGGCGUGGUCUUCUCCAUGAUGACUGUGGUCUGCCGAACCCAGAGGGUGCAAUGCCUGGCACUUGGACUGGCUGAAGGGACCGAGCUCUACAGACCACUCAGAGAGAGCCACAAGCUCCUCCAGGUCCCUGGUCUCUGCAUCCUGAGCUAUCCAACACCACUCUACUUUGGGACCCGUGGGCAGUUUCGCCACAUCCUGGAGUGGCAUCUGGGGUUUGGAGAAAGAGGCAAGGACUCUCCAAAGCCAGAUGGCUUAUCUGACACAGUUGCUGAGCCUGUCAAAGUGGUGAUCCUAGACCUCAGUGGUGUCACCUUUGCAGAUGCUGCUGGAGCCAAGGAAGUAGCACAGCUAGCCAGCCGAUGCCAGGAUGCUGGGAUCCACCUUCUCUUGGCUCAGUGUAAUGCCUCAGUACUGGAGACACUGACCCGGGCAGGACUCCUGGACAGAGUGACCCCAGAACAACUUUUUGUGAGUGUCCAGGAUGCAGCUGCACAUGCCCUGGAGAGGCUGGAGCUCACUGGUCCAAAGAUUUGCACAGUGUGGGUCUAACCAGGUCGCUUGGAGUGUGGAGGGCACCAACAGUAUGUGUGAGAGGAAGGCCAUGGUCACUUAGCUCCCUUACUUAAUGUAAUAAAA
Molecule: messenger RNA, 2160 nt
Organism: Castor canadensis (American beaver)
Lineage: Eukaryota; Metazoa; Chordata; Mammalia; Rodentia; Castoridae
Gene: Slc26a10p
Product: Solute carrier family 26 member 10
Biological process (GO): transmembrane transport
Cellular component (GO): membrane
Source: RefSeq, a predicted model, not a curated record